AUGGCGUCAGACGAGAUUGUCUGGCAGGUCAUCAACCAGCAAUUCUGCUCCUUCAAAUUAAAAACGGACAAGAAGCAAACCUUUUGCCGCAACGAGUACAACGUCACCGGUCUUUGCAACAGGCAAUCCUGCCCAUUGGCCAACUCUCGAUAUGCCACAGUCCGACAGCAUCCCGAGAAGGAGACGGUUUACCUCUACAUCAAGACAAUCGAGCGAGCCCACCUGCCCUCCAAGCUAUGGCAGCGGAUAAAACUAUCCAACAACUACCAGAAGGCCCUCGAGCAGAUCGACCAGCAGCUCAUAUACUGGCCCAAAUUCAUGAUCCACAAGUGCAAGCAGCGCCUUACACGACUCAUCCAGGUGCAGAUUCGGUCGCGAAGGAUAGCGGCUGAGCAGGAGCGUCUCGGCGAGAGGCUGGUUCCCAAGCUGGCGCCCAAGAUCAGGACCCGUGAAGCUGCGAGAGAGCGGAAAGCCGAGUCCGCGGCUAGACUCGAGCGAACGAUCGAGCGCGAGCUGCUCAAGAGGUUACGAUCCGGAAACUAUGGCGAACAACCCCUCAACGUCAGCGAGGCUAUUUGGAAGAAGGUCCUCAAUGCCAUGGAGCGCGAGGGCGAGGCUGAGCGUGACGAGGAUAUGGACUCGGGCAUCGACUCGGAGGAAGAGGAGGACGAUCUCGAGAAGCAGGUCGAGUACGUUUCCGACAUUGGAGAGAGUGAGGAAGAGCUCGAGGAUCUCGAGGACUGGCUCGAGAGCGAGGACGAGGACGAGGACGAAGAAGAGGAUGAGGAAGAUGAGGAUGAGGAGGACAGCGACGACUCGGACGCCGAUCGUGCUGACGCCAAGAAGCGGAAGCGAACCAAGGCUGCCAAGAAGAAUGUCAAGAGGGCAAAGGUGGAUCUCAACAAGUUCAACCAAGGAAACAAGGAUGUGGAGGCCCCAUUGGCUUGGUAA
Scedosporium apiospermum is the source of this 951-nucleotide messenger RNA. RefSeq names its product Protein MAK16. The coding region runs from base 1 to 951 and encodes 316 amino acids. The record is from RefSeq and is a predicted model, not a curated record. NCBI's taxonomy places the organism in Eukaryota, Fungi, Ascomycota, Sordariomycetes, Microascales, Microascaceae. Gene Ontology annotation, biological process: maturation of LSU-rRNA; maturation of 5.8S rRNA. Gene Ontology annotation, cellular component: nucleolus; preribosome, large subunit precursor. The transcript has 2 exons.